GUUCUACCUCAUGCGUGUCUCCGCUGUCUGCGGCCAACCACAGCUCCACCGCUACCAACCUUUCCCCCCACUGUCAGGGGCGGAGCAGCCCCCCAAAUUCCAGCCUUCCUCUCCCCCUCCAGAUUCACGAGUUCGUCUCUCCCUCAUCUGCUUAGUCGCGGCCGCCUCUCUCUGACUCCAGAUCGCUCCUUAGUUCGCCGCUGCCGCCUCGCUCCUCUGUUCAAAAGCCUAAGCUUUUUAGUCAAGCUCCGCCACUGCCCACCGUCCCUUUCCGCAUCCACCUUGUCAUUCGUUUCAUUUCUUCAGUUCUUUUCCUCCAUUGUUAAUACUUAAUAGGUAAGAAAAAAAGGUAAGGUUUUUUCGAUUUCGAUUUCGAUUUGUUUUCCUCCAUUGAUGAGUCCGCAUUGGCGACAUGGAAAGUCCGCACUCUGUGAACAGUCCAAGAAGAACACUGAGUCUAUCAAGACAGCGAAGGGCAACUGUAUCAUUUCUCGAUUCCGAUGACAAAAACUCUGCCUCAGGCGAUCAUGGCCCUAAGCCUUCUGAAGUUUACGGUUUUGUUGGAUCUAUAACCACUGUCGUUACUACAGUUAUUUUCUUGGUAUGGGCAUAUGUUCCAGAAACAUGGCUACACGCCAUUGGCAUCUCCUACUAUCCUAGCAGAUACUGGGCUUUGGUGGUACCAACUUAUGUGAUGGUGACCAUUGCAUUAAUGUUAGCAUUCUACAUUGGCCUUAAUUUCAUGUCAACACCUUCUCCUGCAUCCAUAAACACAGUUUAUGAUGAAUUCAGUAGGGAUCCCUUGAGUCUUGAUUUUUCGGCAGAGGGUGAUGAAAAGCCCAUUGAUCCCAUAUCUGAUAUCGGUAUAGACAGAAUCAAUGAUGCUAUGUUCAAUCAAUAAUGCAGCCUAACAAUCAAACAUUCAGAUGUGUCUCCAAUAGUAAGGUGGGAAUUGCUGUUGAAGCGGUGCCAGUGAUGUAAAUUCACUAGCAUGAAAUUAAGAUGUUAUAGCUUUUAGACAUGAACUUGGUUGAGUAAUCUUGUAAAACUCAUUAUCAAACAGUAAAUGUGAGCAUUUUUCUUAGUCUUUUCUGCUAUUCUGCUAGGCUCAACUUUUGACGGUGUUGAGCCUUGUAUAUGAAGAAACAUUCUAUAAUAUUCUCAUCUUGUGGAAACAUUGGUCA
Messenger RNA from Cicer arietinum (chickpea), 1184 nucleotides. Its product is annotated as phosphatidylinositol N-acetylglucosaminyltransferase subunit P. The record is from RefSeq and is a predicted model, not a curated record. Lineage: Eukaryota; Viridiplantae; Streptophyta; Magnoliopsida; Fabales; Fabaceae.